GUGAGCUAGUCGCACCGCCGUCAGCUCUACACAGCGUCUCCCCCUCCCACCUCCCUCUUCCUCGGCCUAAUCCCCGUCAUCCUCUGCCUCACCCCUAUCCUCCCGCUUCUUGUGGGACCCAAACACCGCCAUGUCUCUCUUGGCGUCUCCCGCCCCCUUCCUCCUCCUGCUCCUCCUCUUCCUCCUCCCACUCCCUCCUUGCCAGUCGGAGUCCCAGCGCAGCGACCCCAGCAGCGUCCCCAGCAGCGUCCCCGAGUCCCGGGCGGUCUCGCCCUCCAUGUUCCCCUCCUCCUUCCCACCCUCCAUGUCUUAUAGUAACAACACAACGACUGGCAAAAAGGAGAAGUGCAAGGAAGUGUCAGUGUGUAGGCCCGGCAUCCUGCUGCCCGUCUGGCAGCCCAACCGGCCCGGGCUCGGAGACCAGGUGGCCAGAGCUGUGGUCUACUUUGUGUCCCUCAUAUACAUGUUCCUGGGAGUGUCCAUCAUCGCAGACCGCUUCAUGGCGUCCAUAGAGGUCAUCACGUCACAGGAGAAGGAGGUGACCAUCACCAUGCCUAACGGCGAAACAUCAGUGGCUACUGUUCGAAUCUGGAACGAAACAGUGUCCAAUCUGACGCUCAUGGCCCUCGGCUCCAGCGCUCCAGAGAUACUGCUGUCUGUUAUUGAGGUGUGCGGUCACGACUUCAAUGCCGGUGAGCUGGGACCAGGAACCAUUGUUGGCAGCGCCGCCUUUAACAUGUUUGUGAUCAUUGGGAUCUGCGUGUGGACAAUCCCUGAAGGCGAGAGCCGCAAGAUCAAACACCUGCGGGUGUUCUUCAUCACCGCCUUCUGGAGCAUCUUCGCCUACAUCUGGCUCUACCUCAUCCUGUCUGUGAUGUCGCCCGGCGUCGUGGAGGUUUGGGAGGCCCUGGUGACCCUCCUGUACUUUCCAGUCUGCGUCAUCCUGGCUUGGAUCGCAGAUCGCCGCCUUCUCUUCUACAAGUACAUGGGCAAGCGUUACCGUGCCGACAAGCGCCACGGCAUUGUUGUGGAGACCGAGGGAGACUUGACACCAAAUAAGGGCGGCAUGGAGAUGAUCGCAGACGGCAAGUUCCCACCGCGAGGGGGCGUCGUGGUUCCUGCCGAGAACUGUGGGGGCGGAACUCAGGACGGCCCAGCGGGCGCUGCGGCCAAUAACAUUGGAGCAGGCGGCAACCUGCCCAACUCCAACAGCGCAAUGGUGAAUGUGGAGAGCAGCAAGGAGCUGGACGAGAGCCGCAAAGAGGUGAUUCGUAUCCUGAAGGAGCUGAAGCAGAAAUAUCCUGACAAGGAGCUGGACCAGCUGGUGGAGCUGGCCAACUACUACGCACUGCUGCACCAACAGAAGAGCAGAGCCUUUUACCGUAUACAGGCGACUCGUAUGAUGAUCGGAGCUGGAAACGUCCUGAAGAAGCACGCAGCUGACCACGCUCGCCGCACAGUCAUUACUGAUGAGGAAGCACCAGAAGAAGAAGACCUGGGGAUCUGCAGCCGCAUCUCCUUUGAACGCGCCCACAGUCAGUGUAUGGAGAACUGUGGCAUCCUCACACUUGCUGUCGUCUGCCAAGGGGGUCUGGGAGAGAACACCUUCUACGUGGACUACAGGACAGAGGACGGUUCAGCCAACGCCGGGUCAGAUUACGAGUACAGCGAAGGAACACUGGUGUUCAAACCUGGAGAGACCUGCAAAGAGAUCAAGGUCGGCAUCAUCGAUGAUGACAUAUUCGAAGAGGAUGAGCACUUCUUUGUGCGCCUGCUGAAUCUGCGUGUUGGUGACGCUGAAGGGAUGUUCGAGAGCGACGAAGUGGGUGCCACCCCCAAAGCUCGCUUGGUCGAGCCCCUGGUUGCUACAGUGACCAUCCUAGAUGACGACCACGCUGGUAUCUUCACAUUCAGUGAGCGCAUGGUGCGGGUGAGCGAGAGCGUGGGCACCAUGGAGGUGACGGUGGUGCGCAACUCAGGUGCUCGCGGCACUGUCAUCCUGCCAUACCACACUGAGUCAGGCACCGCCAAGGCUGGGCAGGACUUUGAGGAUGCCCGAGGAGAGCUGGAGUUUACCAACGACCAGACCACUCAAACUUUCCAGGUGCGGAUAAUUGAUGAUGAAGAAUAUGAAAAACAUGAAAACUUCUUCAUCGUGUUGGAGGAGCCGCGUUGGCUCAAGAGAGGAAUUUCAGCUCUGCUGCUGAACCAAGAGGGGGUGGAGGGGCAGAUGAGUGCUGAGGAGGAGGAGGCCCGCAGGAUAGCUGAGAUGGGGAAGCCCAUCCUGGGAGAGCACAGCCGUCUGGAGGUGGUCAUCGAGGAGUCGUAUGAGUUCAAGAGCACCGUUGACAAGCUCAUUAAGAAGACCAACUUGGCGCUGGUGAUCAGCACACACUCCUGGAGGGAGCAGUUUGUGGAGGCAGUCACUGUCAGUGCAGGUGAUGGCGAUGAUGACGAGGAGGGUCGUGAGGAACGCCUUCCAUCCUGUUACGACUAUGUCAUGCAUUUCGUCACUGUCUUCUGGAAGGUUCUGUUUGCCUGCGUCCCUCCCACGGAGUACUGGAACGGCUGGGCCUGCUUCUUAGUCUCCAUCAGCGUCAUCGGCCUCCUCACCGCCAUCAUCGGAGAUUUGGCGUCACACUUUGGCUGCACUGUGGGGCUCCGGGACACCGUGACCGCUGUGGUGUUUGUGGCAUUGGGAACUUCUAUUCCAGACACCUUUGCAAGCAAAGUGGCUGCCAUACAGGACCAGCAUGCCGACGCAUCUGUCGGUAAUGUCACUGGUAGCAACGCCGUCAACGUGUUCCUCGGGAUCGGGGUGGCGUGGUCAGUGGCCGCCAUCUACUGGAGAAUCAAAGGGAAGGAGUUCAAGGUGGACCCGGGGUCGUUGGCCUUCUCUGUGACGCUCUUCACCAUCUUCGCUUUCAUCUGCAUGGGCGUGCUCCUGUUCAGACGCCGGCCCUCCAUCGGCGGGGAGCUCGGCGGCCCCAAGGGGGCCCGCCUUGUGACCAGCCUGCUGUUCCUAGGCCUGUGGUUCCUCUACAUCCUCUUCUCCAGCUUGGAGGCCUACUGCCACAUCAACGGCUUUUAAAAAGGAGACGGAGAGAAGAAUAUUGCACACACACAUCAGCACUCAGUCCAUACAGUACACAGUCGACAUGAAACAUCUGAUUGAUAGGGCUCACUGCGGCCUGGAGGUGUCCUGGUCUUUGAUGCAGGGAUACUAAAACAUACACACACACACACACACACACACACACACACUUCAUGUACGCAUGUGUAAGCUGAUCAUAACACACGCACAGUUACAGGCAGGCUGAAGGGCGAGAGGAAGUGUUAGUGAGGGGCGAGGAGUGUGAAUACAAGAUGAAAAGUUAGCAGAGAAAAAGAAGUUGUGUAAAAGAAAGAGAUGUUGAAAAUUUUAGAGGUGAAAAGAAGGUCAGGUGAGUUUGUGCUGGAGAGAAGGAGUUGUCCUGUAGGAUCAGAUGACAGAAACCUGUGCACACUGAACUAAAUGUAUCCAUCUGAGCUGCAUUGAAGGACCUUUGUUUCCCUCCCGCCUCUCCUCUGCAUCACCUUCUUUACUGGUACAGCUUCACUGAGGAGGAGGAGGAGGGGCGCCGUGUGAAAACAGGAGUGAAAUGUUUACAAUAACAGUUUGUUUACUCCAGGAGGUUCUAAUAAAGUGGGCGUUUACUACACUGUAUAGAUAAAGGCGGUUCUCCACACGCGCUGUAAAUAGUAAAAACCAGUGCACUGUACAUACAGAGUGUCGUGUUUUCAGUAGGCAGACGACGCCUACCGCUGAAGUUAGAGGUGGUGGGGAUACGUAGCUACUACUGUUACAUUACAGCGAAAAGAAAAGGAAAUACAAGUUCUCUGCUUCAUUGUUUUUAAAUCCAUACUUCCCCAGCAUCCAGUCAGAUAUGUCUCUUAACAAGAUGGUUUCCAUAAUUUUUCUGCAUGUAUAGCGAGAUACGGAGCAUCUUCCAACAAUAAGUCAUAGAUAUACUAAAGGGAAUGAUGAGAAUCCACCUGUAAAUGACAUCAUUUGUGCGUCAGCUGGUCCUCAAUGUUAGAUCAUCCUGUGUGUGUAGGCAGACAGGAUGGAGGAGGAGAGGCGUUUGGUCCGAGAGGAACAGAAAGGGACAUUUUCCUCCUCAGAAGGACCAAAUAUGUUCCCUGACACACUCACUGUGUGGAGUGUGAUCGAAACACAUGCAGAAAUUUUGUUCGAGGCUUUUCGCUUCUUUCAGAUGGACUGAGAUCUCAGCGCAGACACUGAGUGACAGUCUGUCAUCACUGUGUCAUUGUGGGUAGUGACAGACUAAUCCUGUACUGUGGCAUGUCCCCUGACAGACUAAUCCUUUAGCUUUAGUGACAGACAAAAAUGCAUGGACAGUCAAACAACAGUGUUAGUUUACUUUCAAGAGUGAAGCCUCUAAAGCUGGUCGAUUACAGCUCAUUUACAAACAUUCAGUCAGCAGCAGAUUGAUCAGGACGACAGAUCCUGACCUACACUUUAUUUAGGAUGCAGGUUGCCUGUCAAUACCACGCUGAUGCUUCAAGAUGGCACCCAUAUGAUGCCUUAAAGAAAACUCUUAAAGUCUAGUAUUCAAGCUUUCAGCUGUACAAAGCUGCACUUUAUUUGAUGUUGCUAAAACAUACUGUGCUUUUUUAUUUUUAGUCAACAAACUAUAAGUGUGCAACUACUUAAGCUCCCACUGGCUCAGCUGAUAAAUGCUACGCUGGAUCCAGGUGUCUUCUCCUGUGGGACAACCCAGUCACCAAAAUAAUGUUGCCGUUGUGCAUUUAAGCCAAACACGGAUACGUUACAUUUGCAGGUUAUUAUGUGGCAGAUAUGUUCAACAGCGCUGUGGUUAACGUGUGGUUAUUUCUAAGCACAAAACCCACUUAGUUAUGGUAAGAAAAGAUCGUGUUUAGGCUUAAAAGAACUGUUUUGGGGCUAAGAAGAUUCUGGAAACACAGCAGUGACUUUCUAAGACGCGGCCAGUUUUGUAGUUUUGAACAGUUGUUAGCAGGGGUUUGUGGUUUGGCAGAAAAGUUAAAUGUAUGAAACGUGCAAAUGUAAUGUAUUCGUGUUUUGCAGGAACGUACAAUGCCACUAUUUUCUUCUGGCAACUAGACUGUGUGGGAAGGGAUUCUUUUAAUUUGCCCACCCAUCCUUGCUUAGAGCGCAGGACAAGUACCAGACAAGCUAAAAAUGACCUUCUAUUUUAAUGGAAAGUCUGACAAGGUCUAUCAUCUAUUGUUCUUCAGACUUUGUACAAUCUGUAGGUCAUAAUAGAGAAAGGUAACAAAGGUAGCGAGAUGUGAUCAACAGCAGGUGAUGCUUCGCUUUGCAGACAGCUGAGUGUCACGAAAGGUUUAAAUCGACAGUUUCUAUAGUCGUAGUAGCAUAUCAUGGGCUGUUUUCAGUAUAAAUACAUUAGGAAACACUGCCCUUUAAGGCAUGUAUGUGUUACUUGGUAUUGCAUGACAGAUUUGGAACAUACAGUAAAAUGUUCACAAGCUACUGAAACUGCUGGCUGCUGGAGCACACAACUAGAGAUGCGUAAACAAGUGAAAACUGAAGUGGCAUUUCAGGAUUAUUAAUUGAGAUACAUAAAGCAGAGACGUAAUAGAAAAUAUCUCAGCAAAUACAGCGAGCAACAUCACAAUAAAGUACUUAACUGUAAGCUAAGAGAAGAAGCAUUGAGAUUCCAGCGUCCUUUGAUUCAGUCAGCAUUUUUACUGCUGUAAAACUCACUGCCUAAUAUCAGUCACAUUAAAUAUGUUGCUUUUUGUGCUGCUGGACAAACAUUUCACCCAUAAAUGAAAAGUGCUAUACAAGUGGAAUUACACACGAAAAUAUUAGAAAGAUUCGAUUACCCUUAUCUAACUAUACUUUGUAAACUUUCUAAAACCGAUUUUGUAUCUUUUCCUUGCAGCUAUAGCCAGGGUAGAUUUUUUUGUACUUCUAAACAAUGUUUAGAGUAGUAUCAAUAUUUACAAUUGGUAGUGUAGAUGACAUCGUUACAGAAUUUAGUGGAUAAGAUUUUGAUAUAUUUUCCACUGCGAGGAAGCUCCCCUUUGACAAACAGUGUAGUGUAUCAUAACCAUAAUUUACCGAGGUACGUUUGUGUCUGUGUUAUGUAUAAGAUAAUUUAUUUAGAUAUUUAUUUAUUUACAAGAAGAUUAUUUAUCUAUGGAUAAGCUGUGCCGCAGGUCCUUGAGGCGAACAGUUUGGAGUUUAGUUCAAGGGUUUCAAUGUGCAAUACAGAAAACACAUUUCAUUAGUAGAUUUGACUAGAAGUCAUUUCACAUUUCUGCUCCAGUGUUCACUGUAACCAUAGACUGUAUAUAAAGACGGACGACGGGCUCCCAUUUACCCCCUCUAUGCUUAAUAUUAUACAGAUACAGGUGCUGCCAUCUUGCGCUGGUGAAGUCAUUCGGUGCUAGAGUCUGCGCAGCAGUGAUAUCGGCAUUGGGGGUGUUCCUGCCAAAACACCUGUCCGACCAAUUGCGAGCAGUGUCACUGAAUGCGAGUAGGGGUUGACAGAUAUUGGUUUUUCAGGGCUGAUACCUAGUUUUUAGUUCAGCCUGUUUCCCAUUCACUAACAUAGAGGGGCGGGCUUUAUGACCUAUACUGCAGACAGACACAAGAGGGCGAUCCAGCUUGAAAAGUGUCACUUUGAAGCAGCUGUCGUGUUGUCCAUGUGUAUAUAUACAGUCUAUGGUUGUAACCAUCCACCAACGUAAAUUUCUUCAUUCAGUUCUCUUGUAGGAGGAGUUUUGAGUGUAAGUAGCAUGUUUACAUGAAGAAACAGUGUGGAACAUUGCCAGUAUAAUUGUCAAUCUUGGGUCGUCAUGAGCUAAAGACCGACUUUUUGUGGAUGUCAGUGCUGGCUGUGGGGCCAAGAUCACACACAAACACACACACACAAACACACACACACACACAGACACACACACAGGUCUGCUGUGUAAUCUCUGACUGGGUGAUCGGCACCAGCGGGUACAGGAAGUAUUGUACCCAGCGUUGUCCCAGCAGGCGUGGCUCAGCGCCCAGAAAAAGAACUGUCUACAAUGUCCGGACAAUGUUCCAUGUUUCCAUGAACUUCUGUACUAACUGUCGGGCUGCGGCCAUUGCUGUUCUGUAGCUAGAUGUGAUGCCUCCCCAUCCAGCCUCUCCUCCUCACCCACCCCUCCCCCAGUGUGUGUCUGUGUCCCCCUCCGUGUCCCUCUACAGAUGCAUGAUGAAUCCCCGUGUUUGUGUGUUAGCAGCAUGGUCUACUGUGAUGGACGCCUAUAGGCAUAUUUUACCCGUCGGGGUGAUUCCCCACAGUUUGAAUCCCAAACACCAGAUGCUCUCUGUGAAAUAAAGUGAGGAAGUGGCACACGCAGACACAACCACAACUCCAUCCUGAAGAGAAGCACAGCCCCAAUCCUGAAAAAGUCAGGACGAUGUGUAAAACAAAACAGAAUGCAGUGAUUUGCAAAUCCUUU
Molecule: messenger RNA, 7509 nt
Organism: Plectropomus leopardus (leopard coralgrouper)
Lineage: Eukaryota; Metazoa; Chordata; Actinopteri; Perciformes; Serranidae
Source: RefSeq, a predicted model, not a curated record